Molecule: messenger RNA, 2337 nt
Organism: Colletotrichum karsti
Lineage: Eukaryota; Fungi; Ascomycota; Sordariomycetes; Glomerellales; Glomerellaceae
Exons: 2
Coding region: 1-2337 (778 amino acids)
Source: RefSeq, a predicted model, not a curated record
AUGGCGGCCAUGUCCCGAACCAACUCCGUCGGCGCCCUCCAGGGCUUCUCAAUCUGCCAACCUGUCCUCGGCGCUUCUCUGCAGUUCUACCCUGCUUUGGGCACUCAGCAACUCGACGACCUCAUCAAUGCCUUUGUUCCCGGCACCGCUUCCAUUAAGGAGAAGCGAGCCACCGUCUCCAUGGACUUCUUCGAAUACUCCCAGCUCACCGGAGAGACAUUCAAGUACUACCCUGUCUACACUCAGCCAUCUUCUGCCGAGUCUAGUCCCGUGCAGGACUCCGGUUACGUCUCCAACUUUGUGUCCCCCGUCAUUUCGGACUGGAGCUGGUCUCAGUCGACCCCCAGCUCUGCCUCGGUGUCAACUCCGGCCUCCGCCACUCAGGAGAUCGCCCCUACCAAGUCCUCCAAGAAGGCAGCCGCUCCCACCCCCAAGUCACAAUCCAGCGAUUUCUCUCAUCUUCCCGGCAUGAAGAUCAUGACUAAGGAUGGUCGCGACGUCACAAACUCUGCCUCCCGCGGAUGCAAGACCAAGGAGCAGCGCGACCACGCUCACCUCAUGCGAAUCAUCAAGGCUUGCGAUGCCUGCAAGAAGAAGAAGGUCCGCUGCGACCCCAGCCACAAGAAGCGUACGGCUGCCCAGACACAACCUGCUGCUGCUCCAGCAAGGUUAGCCAAGAAGGCCAAGACAUCAACAGCAAAAGAUUCACGGGCAGUCACCGAACGGCAACCGCAACAAACUGUCUCUUCAACCUCCUUGUUCACGGAUCCAAUCUUUACCGGGCUUGAGAUUCCUGACAUGCCUCUCGAGCUUCCCGAGUCUUGGGAGUCGUUCGUUCAGUUCGACGACGAGCCCGCCAACGCCUCUCCCUUCGACUACGACUUCUUCUCCGACCCCGAGGGCCACCUGUCUCCUCAUUCACGCCAGUCUCCUGCGAGCCCCUCAAUGGUGUUCUCUCAACCCCAGGCUGUGAGCCGGAUUCCUCAAAAUCUCCUCUCCAGCCAGUCGUUUGUCGAGGAUACCAUUGUCCGCCCACCGACCCUGCCGUACAUGGACGCCACUGCACCUGCCAACAACUACGUCGACUUCAACCUGUACUCGCCCGAGCCAAGCUUCCUGGACGACGACGCUGCUCUCAUCACCGACAUUGGCUCUGCUGCUGGCAAGGAGCUCAUUACUACUCCUCAGCGCCGUGGCCUUGCUCAGGAUCGCCGGUCAUCGUACUUGCACACAGACGACAGGGCAUUGGCUCUUCCCGAUGACCUAAGCGUUGAUCGUGGCACAACGGUAUCGCCGCAGUUUGCGGAAGAUCCACAAGGCGUAGAUCGCGGACAACGUUUACCACCAAGUGGAGAAGGCAGGAAUACAUUCGCUGAAGACCGGAGUGUACCACAGAACGCUGUCGGCUUCCGCACAUCACACUCACGCCUUCCUGCCAACGCCUUCGCCGCCCCAGCUGUACAAUCACCGCUGAUGACAGACGACGCCCAGAACAGGACUCGGUCACUUUGGUCCUCCAGUGGCAUUGCACGCACCCAACUGCAGAGCGUAAACGUGCCGUCAACAAACGCAGGCGAUGUCAGCCGCAACGCGUCACCCGCCCAGCCCUCACCCAGCCAAGUUCCACUUGCCUCGGUAGCCUCAUUUGCAUGCUUCUCGACGUCGCUCGGGGAGCUGUCUUAUUACGCGACUACCGAUAUGGCAACACCUGGUGACGGCAGCAACCGCGCGACCGGAGUGACCAGCACCACACCCACAUCGACCGGCUACCUCCAGGCAACUGGUGUCACGUCGCAGGUUAGUCGUGGUACGUCCGCGCCACUCAGCUCUCGAUCCUCCAUCGCCGACAUAAUCGGCGUGCAUGGAGAGCGAUCUGCAAUUGCGACAUUUGCAAGCAAUGGCGACGUAAUCGGCGUAGAUGGAGAGCAAUCUGCAAUUGCGACAUUUGCAAGCGAUGGCAUCGUAUCCGCGUGUCGCUCCCUUGCUGGCAAGCCAUCCGCGACGCAGUUCCUCCUCUUCGCAAUACUACUUGUGGCGACGCUCGGCACGGUUGUCACUUCUCUGGAAGCUCAGGCACUUACAGGUGGCUUGCUCCAGAUCGCCUUUGGCCUGGCGAUGUUCAAGGCCUACUCUCACUCUAGCCUUCAUGGCUCGAGACCUCAACAGAGCCGUCUCAGUACCACGCCAAAGCCGCAGGGCUUCAGCGACGGCGCGAGGCUACUCUCCUGCGUCAGCACGAGACUGCGACACACCCGUCGCCAGAACCAAGACGCGCACUCCCGGUCCAGGCCGGCGGUGGGGUCGAGGCUUCUGAGCUUCGCGCAAGGGUUUCGAUGA